This is a messenger RNA of Cylicocyclus nassatus, 960 nucleotides long. Lineage: Eukaryota; Metazoa; Nematoda; Chromadorea; Rhabditida; Strongylidae. The record is from the annotation of a GenBank genome assembly.
AUGCCAGUCUAUAAAGAUAGAAAUACACAACAUGAACUGAUGCUAUUCCUGAACGAUUUCGAAUUCUGGAACAAUGUCGAUACUCUUCGCAGAUUCUCCUUUUUCGGGAUUUGCUUCAGUACUGUAGCCGCUUUAACAUGCGUCUUCGUGAUCUCGACUAUCUACAACUACAUGCAGUACACACAAACAGAUUUAGUAGCUGAGGUCGACUUCUGCCGACAGCGAUACAGCGGCUUAAUCACGCAAUUCACAAGAGCGCAAACUGGGAAGUAUUCCAAGUCCGGAACGAAGAGACAAGCAUAUGACUUUGACCUUUCAGAGGAGGGCUUUCUUCCAACCACUGAUGUGCCAGUUUCUUCGAGAAAUGGCUGUUGUGCAUGCAAAAAGGGACCAAUGGGGCCUCCAGGUCCACCUGGUCCAGACGGAGCUGAUGGAUUUGAUGGUACACCGGGCAGUGACGGAGAGCGUGGUGUGGAUGCUGGUUUGAAUGAUGUCCCGACAGCAGCAGAUUUCUGUUUUGACUGCCCAACGGGUCUGCCAGGGGCACCGGGAAAGGUUGGACAAAAAGGACGAGAAGGCAGACCAGGAAAUGUCGGUCCGCCAGGAGCUGCAGGAGUGCCUGGAAGACCUGGCAGAACUGGCGUUCCAGGCAGACCUGGCGCCGAUGGGAAACCAGGUCCGCCCGGAGCACCAGGCCCAGAUGGAAUAUGCGAAGAUGUUGACGUACCACCAGGACCACCAGGACCAAUGGGACCUCCUGGACCUCAGGGCAAACGAGGGCCUGCAGGGAUACCGGGCACCCCUGGAGCAGACGGACCUCAAGGACCACCCGGAGAUCCUGGGAGAGAUGGUUAUCCAGGUGAACCCGGCAUACAAGGACCUCCGGGAGUUUCAGGAGAGAUCGGUAGAAAUGGAGGAUGUGAACAUUGCCCACCACCACGAACUGCGCCAGGUUAUUGA